Messenger RNA from Stegastes partitus (bicolor damselfish), 3570 nucleotides. Its product is annotated as cell cycle control protein 50C-like. The coding region runs from base 929 to 1990 and encodes 353 amino acids. Gene Ontology annotation, biological process: phospholipid translocation. Gene Ontology annotation, cellular component: plasma membrane; endoplasmic reticulum; Golgi apparatus. NCBI's taxonomy places the organism in Eukaryota, Metazoa, Chordata, Actinopteri, Pomacentridae. The transcript has 7 exons. The record is from RefSeq and is a predicted model, not a curated record.
ACUCUACAGUCCACAUUAAAUUUGUCUGUUUCUUUCAGAUCAAAGUGGACUUCAUGAAGCUGCUGGAGAACGGCAUCCUAGCUGGCUGUAAAGAAGACAGGGUCAAAAUUGGACUAUUUUAACAUUGUGGAUUUGCUGCGUGCUGAUAAUCCACAUGACAACCCGAUGUUUUAAAGCGACCUACUGAUGUUCCUCGCAACAUGCUGAGGGGCCUCUUCCUGUUUGUUUUCCCUUUGUGUCGAGCACAGUGUGAAUCCUGCGUGCCGCCUUCAAUAUUUUCAGAGUCUGUGUGAAAUGUAUGGCGCUGUUUGUUCGCUCUUGUAGUCCAGCGCAAUCUGCCAGUGGUGAUGGAUUGAAUAAACGGACUCAGAAUGAAACCCACAUCCUUCUGUUUGUUUACUCUGACCUUGGGAAGUCCCUCCCACUGAGAAUGUGAGGUCAUGAGUUUACUUGCCUACCAGGAAGUCCCAUGUAUCAUAGCAUCCUUUUGAUAAAGCAUCGCAGAACAACACGGAAGGGCCCAGAACCAGCAUAUUAUGUACGUAUUAUAUCAGAAUAAAUACAUAACUAUCUCUACGGUAUCGUUUUGAUUUGAACAAACAAAAACCUGUAUGUUGUGGGAAGCAAACAGAGAAGAACAAACCACAGUCGUCCAAAAAAGUGGAAGUAACAGAAAACAGAAAGAGGUAGUUAAGCAAAGGAUUGUGGUUAAUAAGUAACAGGCCACAACGGUCUCCCCCACCCUGCAAAGCCUGCUGGGAAAAUCUCUUGGCAAGCAGAGCGGUGCGAGUGUGUGUGUGUAAAGGGUGAUAUCGCUGACAUUAAAAAAACAGGAAGAGAAGAUAGCACAGCGCCUCGUCGAACGCUUUUCUUGAAUCUUCAGCCGUCCACCGAGUUCCUCUUCUGUCCCCGGCCGAAGGUCCCUCUCAUGGGGAAGGACAAAACCAAGUCUGGGCCCUUGGCUCAGAGGCCCGACAACUCAGCCUUCAAGCAGCAGCGGCUCCCUGCCUGGUCUCCAAUGCUAACAGCUAAUACUGUACUGCCUUUCUUUUACUUUAUGACUUUGAUAUGUUUGCUGCUGGGAGUGUGGCUGCUUCUCACUGUGCAAAGCACUCAGGAAUUAAAGCUGGACUACACAGACGCCGGGGACUGCAAAGUGUGUUAUGAAACGCGUCUAAAUGCGAGCAACGCAGCUCAAGCCUGCAGCUGUACGAAAGAGUUUCAACUUAAAAAAACAUUUAAGGGAGAUGUCUUUUUCUACUAUGGCCUCCGAAACUUUCAUCAGAACCUCCGCAGGUACAUGGACUCCAGAGAUGAUGCACAGAUGGUCGGCAGGAAGAAAAGUUUAAAGACCCCCUCUUCAUAUUGCCAGCCGUUUGCAAAUGAUCCAGAUGGACGCCCUAUUGCUCCCUGCGGCGCUGUAGCCAACAGUAUCUUCAAUGACUCCUUCACUCUGACCUACCAUGGCUCCAGUGGUUCUACAAUUCCGGUUCCUCUUCUGCGGAAAGGCAUCACCUGGUACACCGACAAAAACAUCAAGUACCGCAACCCAACCACAGAGAACUUGACACUGGCUCAGGUGUUUAAUGGCACGACGAAACCUCCGUUCUGGCAGAAGCCAGUCUAUGAUCUGGAUCUCCUCGACCCGAACAACAACGGCUUCAUCAAUGACGACCUGAUUGUGUGGAUGAGGGAGGCAGCUUUCCCCAACUUCAAGAAGCUCUACGGGGUUUUAAACCGAAUGAACAAACCCUUCACGAAUGGGCUUCCAGCAGGGAACUACACCGUCAAGAUAUCCUACAACUUUCCUGCGCAGUACUUCCGAGGCAGAAAGGAAGUGGUGCUGAGCACGCUGACCUGGUUCGGAGGUCAGAACUACUUCCUGCCCAUUGCUUACCUCGUAACCAGCGGCCUGACCCUGCUGCUCGCCAUCAUGCUCACUGUGGUCUGGUGGAAGUUUGGAAAGAACGGGAAGAACAUGGAGGAAUGAAGGGGUAAGAGGUGCUCCAGGAUGCAGAGCAGUGACAUAAUGGAAAAAAACAACAAGUCAAAAGCAGAUGAAAAGUGCUAAUCGUCAUGCUGCUUAGGAGCUGUUUUAAAGAGACAACAAAUCCUAAAUGACAACACUGAUGUGAGCAAAUGAAGGGUAAGGAGAAUGGUUAAAGAAAGAAUGUUAAUUUGGUACAAUUUCACAACAGCAUGUGCAGGAAAACCAAUGCAGAACUGAGCCCGACAUCUGGAAAAUUACUUUCCCUAUCAACUAAAUGAUCCACAUGUGUGACGGCUUUUUAUUGUGAUGAUGUUGCUCUGAACAAGCACUUGUGAAAGCUGGGUGUGUUAACGCAGGGUUUAAGCUUUCUUUACUUGAUUUUACAUUUGCAUUUUUUUGAAAAAAAAUACACACCAUUUUGUUUAUGCACUAUUAAUAUUUAUUGAUAUGAUUGUAUCACUGUAUUUAUUGUGAUUAUUUUUAAUUGUAUUAAGUCCAGUUGCAGUGGGAGUUGAGGCUGUAUUUUAUGUCUAAGUAGAUGCGAAGUGGAAAAGCUACACUUUGAUACAUGCCACAUUAAAUACAGAAGUCAGCCCCUGUAAGGCUCUUUAUUAGAUUUUAAUUACAGCACAGUUAAGGUUAGCUAUUGCAGCAAGUAUGGAUUUUAUGUCAGUGCUGUAGGUGCGUGAAAUCAUGCUUUCAUAAACCAGGACUAAGAAUUUACAGCCACAAGAGUUUUUAAAAAAAUUAUUAAGUGUCUGAUCACCAUAUUAGUUUAGCAUGUUAGCAUGCUAAUAUUUCCUGAUUUGUACUUAAGAGUACAGCAGAGGUUUGCUGAAAAUAUCAUUAGUUUUGAAGGAAUUUUGUCAUAAACCAAAGUAUUGGUUUAACUGCAGUUUUGGCAAUGGCUCCUUUCACCAGUGAGUGUUAUUAGGGGAACACCAGCAUUAUUCCAAUUUGUCCUGAGAGGAACAUGAACACAAACUUUCAUGGUAAUUCAUCCAGAAGUUGUUAUUAUCUCAUCCCAGACUACAGUGGGGACUGUUAGAGCCGUUGUUGGAGCUUUACAGUUAGCAUGGCUCAAAGUUAAACACUAUGGUAACAGUGGAUGAAGACGGAAGUGAGUUUAAUUAUCACAGAAACGAUGAUAAUGCCAAUUAAAUCAUGUUUUCCCUUUUAUGUAAGCAAGGCCAAUGAAAGUAAAGUAAAACAUGUAACUUUUGAACCAUGACCACCUCAGUUUGCUAAGCAUCGUGUCAUUUUUAAGUACGUAUAUGUCAGCCACAUGUACAGGUAGAAACUUGUAGGUAGACUUGCAACUACUGAUUAUUUUCAUGACAUCCUCACAUGUCUUGUUCUGCCCACAACCCAAAAAUAUUCAGUUUACCGUCAAAGAGAGUACUGUAAAAAAAAAGAAUUUCUAAGAAGCUGGAAUCUGAGAAUGAUUGUGUUAUUUUUUUUAAAAACAAAUCCGUUAAUCAAUUGUUGCAGCUCUACUUAUGAGUAGGUGGAUUAAAACAAUUUGUACAUACGUUUUUAUGACAGCUGAUGAUUGUAAUAAACAAUUUCUCUUUUAAAAA